AUGGGGUCUUUCAAAAACCCUUACCGUAUCUUCUAUAGAUGCUCGAUUGCUUUGAAGGUUGAUGAGGCAUCGGUUGAAGAAAUUAAGAUGGUCGACGAAAAGGUAAAGAGAAUAGAAGAAGAUGUGACAGACUUAAGGCAUAAUGUUACUCAAAAUUUAUAUCUCCAAAAAGAAAUGUUUGACAAGCUUGAGGAAGAUUUGGGUAAGAAGCUUGAGGAAAAAUUGAGGAAGAAGAUUGAGGAUGAUAUGGGUAAGACAGCUUUUAAGACAAUUUGUCUACUCUCUGUAAUAGGAAUCGCAAUUGUAUGGCUAUGGAAGAGAAUGUAA
Molecule: messenger RNA, 327 nt
Organism: Capsella rubella
Lineage: Eukaryota; Viridiplantae; Streptophyta; Magnoliopsida; Brassicales; Brassicaceae
Exons: 2
Coding region: 1-327 (108 amino acids)
Source: RefSeq, a predicted model, not a curated record